Messenger RNA from Fusarium vanettenii 77-13-4, 1590 nucleotides. RefSeq lists its product as uncharacterized. Gene Ontology annotation, molecular function: flavin adenine dinucleotide binding; N,N-dimethylaniline monooxygenase activity; NADP binding. Lineage: Eukaryota; Fungi; Ascomycota; Sordariomycetes; Hypocreales; Nectriaceae. The transcript has a single exon. The record is from RefSeq and is a predicted model, not a curated record. The coding region runs from base 1 to 1590 and encodes 529 amino acids.
AUGACUUCCCAUCAAGAGCUAAGGUUAAUCAUCAUUAGCUGCGGUAUUACAGGCAUUGCCCUCGCAGCCGGUCUCAGAACACGACUUAACUAUCAAAACUUCACCAUCUACGAAAGAGAGGUCGCGUUGGGGGGUACCUGGCACCUAAACACUUAUCCAGGUGUAGGAUGCGAUGUCGACUCGCAUCUCUAUUCCUUCUCUUUUAACCCAAACCCGGACUGGUCCAAGAGGUUCGCCGAGCAAGGUGAAAUCCUACAAUACCUCAAUGACACCGUGGACAAGUUCGGUAUUCGGCCCCACGUGCGUCUCCAGAUGAAGGUAGACUCGGCUGAAUGGAUUGAGGAACGCUCGGUAUGGCGUGUGAAUCUCGUCGACUUGGCAACGGGCCACAAAUUCUUUAGAGAGGCCGAGAUGCUCGUGUCUUGCGUGGGCACUAUAUCCGUACCAAAAGACUACACCAUCUCAGGCCACGACAACUUCAAAGGCCAGAUAUGGCAUUCGGCACGAUGGAAUCAUGAAUUUGAUAUGGCGGGCAAAACUGUCGCGGUCGUUGGCAACGGGUGCUCGGGGGCCCAGCUCAUGCCCUACGUCGUCAAGACAGCCACACACGUCGUCCAAUUUCAACGGUCAGCACAGUGGAUUAAUGAACGGCCAAACCGCAAAUUUACACCCUUUGAGAAGUGGUGCUUCCGCUAUCUUCCUCUUUACCACAGACUGUACCGCUUUUACCUGUGGAAGACAACCGACAGUCUCCACGAUUUGUACCUUGGCAACAGUCCCACCGCAGCUCGCAAACGGGCCGUUCAGACCAGGGAGGCUGAAACGUAUAUGCGCCGAGUUGCUCCAGCCAAGUUUCAUGAUCUCCUCAUCCCCGACUUUCCACUGGGCUGCAAACGCCGCAUCUUCGAUCCCGACUAUCUCGAGUGCUUGCAUGGCCCAAAUGUUGAGCUCACGGAUGAACCUAUCGUCGAAUUCACGGAAACGGGCCUCCAAACCACCAAGAGGCACCUAGGGUUCGACGCGGUAAUCCUCAGUACAGGUUUCAAGAUGGAGAUCAAAGGCAGGAGUGGACAAACGAUCAAUGAACACUGGAAGGAAACUCGUGGUGCUCAGGCUUAUCGCGCGACUUUCGUCUCGGGGUUUCCAAAUUUCGGGAUUGUAUUCGGACCCAACGCAUUUCCUGCGCACAACUCAUGUAUCUUCUCCAACGAGACGCAGGCUGAAUAUAUCAUCAAGAGGCUCGUGGCCCCGAUCGUCAAGCAUCACUCUGAUGUAAUUGAUGUUAAGGAGGCCGCCGAGACAAGGGACGCUAGCUUUGUGCAAGAGAAGCUCAAGGGCAUGGUCUGGAGCUCUGGCUGUGCUAACUGGAAUCUUGACGCCGCAGGGCGUAACACGACCAACUAUCAUGACCCGACAUGGAAGUUCUGGUGGCAGCUCUAUUGGCCCAUUUGGAAGGAUUUCAAUAUCUACGGUGGAAGCGGAAGUCUUCCUAUGAGUCCAUUCUCGAAAUUGGCUCUCUGGGGUGUCAUGACUGGAGGCUUGGUCUCUUCCCUCGUACUGGGCUUGAGUGCAAGCUUUCUCGCCAAGUAG